UAAUGCUGGGCAGAUCCUGCGAAGGAAAGCGAGCUGGCUGCCGAGCCUCAUCUCAGGGAGUGAUGUUCCAGAUAUUUACCUUUUCCGCUUUCCUGGAUCAAUAUUAGCCACACCGCCGCCAUGCCGUAGACACAGCGCCGGGGGUCUCGAUGAAGCCUAACGGGGACUGCAGCAGGGAGGACGCGGGGCGGCUGUAACCGAGGGAAGAGGAUGUACUGGGCUGCUGGUUUCGCCUCUUCCCGGCCGUGUGUUGUUGAACUGGGGCGGAAUCACAGCCUGCCCAUCGGGCUGUGCGGCUCCGAGCAGCAGCAGUCGUUGUAUGGCUAUAUCAUCGCCUUUCCUCUGCAGGAUUACGGAGGCAUCAUGUCGGUUUUGGGCUCGGACUCCUGGUGGAAGAAGACCCUGUACAUCACCGGGGGGGCCCUGCUGGCUGCUGCAGCCUACCUACUGCAUGAGCUGCUCGCCAUCAGGAAGGAGCAGGAGUUGGACUCCAAAGACGCCAUCAUCCUCCAUCAGUUUUCCAGGCCAAAGAAUGGUGUGCCCAGCCUCUCGCCCUUCUGCCUCAAAAUAGAGACGUAUCUGCGGAUGGCGGAUCUGCCCUACCAGAACUACUUUGAUGGCAGGCUAUCUCCGCAAGGUAAGAUGCCCUGGAUCGAGUACAACCACGAACAGGUGUCGGGGUCAGAGUUUAUAGUGGACUUCCUGGAGGAGAAGCUGGGUGUGAACCUCAACAAGAACCUCACCCCACAGGAGAUAGCGGUGUCCCGCGCUGUCACCAAAAUGGUUGAGGAACACCUCUACUGGACAAUAGCCUACUGCCAGUGGGUGGAUAACCUGGAGGAAACACAGAAGCUGCUGGCGAUGAGUGGGCCUCUGAGUGACACGCUGAAAUGGAUGCUUAGCCACCUGAAUGGUGGCAUGGUGCGGCGGGAGAUGUACGGCCACGGCAUCGGACGCUUCUCCAAGGAGGAGGUCUACACACUGAUGGAGAAGGACAUGAGGACACUGGCCACUCUGCUGGGAGAUAAGAAAUACUUCAUGGGGUCUAAGAUGUCAACAUUAGAUGCUACAGUGUUUGGGCAUCUAGCUCAAGCCAUGUGGACUUUACCUGGAACACGACCAGAGCAACUUAUCAAAGGAGAGCUGAUCAACUUGGCCAUGUUCUGUGAGCGGAUGCGGAGGAGGUUCUGGCCCGAGUGGUUUGUUGAGGUGGAGGAUUUUUACUACGACGGAGACAGCGAGAGCAGCAGCGGGGGCACCCCCACGGGCCUGCUGGACUUCGGCCUCUUCUCCAGGACUGACACGCUGGACGACAGCGAUGGCAGCAGCCACUCAGCCGGACGCACGCACACACAUUCCCCUGACUCUGACCGCUCGCUAUUUGAUUCGGACGUGGGCACAGGGUCUGACAAUGAUGCUCAGUUUAAAGAGGAGUCAAUGCCAGACCUGGAAGUUUGACCUAGGCAGACUGAGACUGACCGAAGGCUGGAACAGUCGGUGCUACAGGCUGCUGUGUGGUUUUGCUUAAAUAAAUCUGGCUGGAACGAUGUGUCCAAGCAGCAGCUCGCACACAGCUGAAAGAACUAUUCCAGCUCCUCCACCUGUAAUGCCCAGCAUGUUACAACUUCCCAAUGGGCAGACUGGGCGUUUGUAUGCGGACGAUGCAAAAUAAACCUUACAAAACAUGCAA
This is a messenger RNA of Pundamilia nyererei, 1690 nucleotides long. RefSeq names its product failed axon connections homolog, metaxin like GST domain containing b (gene faxcb). Gene Ontology annotation, cellular component: cytoplasm. The record is from RefSeq and is a predicted model, not a curated record. The coding region runs from base 211 to 1458 and encodes 415 amino acids. NCBI's taxonomy places the organism in Eukaryota, Metazoa, Chordata, Actinopteri, Cichliformes, Cichlidae. The transcript is spliced from 6 exons.